AUGUCCUGCCGUUUGGUCACCACCCGUGGUCAGUCUCACUCUGACCCAGACCAGUUUGGCUCUGCUGUUGUAUCCCAUAGGCCCUGCUCCCUUCUGACCUUCAGUUGUUUACUGCCCACAGGUCUGAAGGCAACGACAGUCCUGAUCCAGUCGCCAGGAGAUGUGAAGGUGCGUGAAGGUGAAACGGUGCUGAUACAGUGUGUCCUGGAGAGCAGCGAUGUGCAAUACACUGUAGAGAAAUAUGAUGUACACUGGUACAACUCACGCAAUAAUCUAACAGAGGCUGGAAUAGUACUUAGUCUUUUCAAUAGUGGCGGUGUUUACAGGUUACCGGGUUUCUCCGGUCGAUUUCAGCUUUCUCGGAAUGUCACCAGUAACAGCUACUCACUGACCAUCAGUGACGUGAAGACCACGGACUCUGCCGAUUACAUCUGUGGAAUCUGGGGGACAUUCUUUGGAAAAGGAACCCGGCUGAAUGUGACCAGUGCAGAUGUUCCUGUCCUUAUGCAGUCACCGAGCCUGGAGCAUGUCACUGAGGGCCACACAGCGCAGUUAUGGUGCACCAUGACCAGAGCCAGAUUGCAAGACACCGAUGUCCACUGGUACCGGAAACUACUCGAGCAGGACUUGGAGUGGGUUUUAACACAUAAGGCAAGAGGCAGCCCACAGUGGGGACCAGGUUUCACUGAGAGGUUCCUGCCCUACAGGGACAACUCCAAUAGCAGGUUCAUACUGGCUGUUACAGACGUGGAGCCCAGUGAUUCUGCCAUCUAUUACUGCAGAGUGUGGGGAGACAUCAGUGGGAACGGAACCCAGCUCGUCGUAGGCGCUCAUCAAACAGAUGUGUACCAGGCUGUGAAGACGUACCUCACCUUCCUCAUUCUGGUUGUGUUGCUGGCAGUUCUCGCUGUCACUGGAGGCAUUUUGCACAUCAAACGCAGAGCUUUGGGAAGCCACCAGUCCCCCCCACCCGCAGCAGCUGAAGACCAAACACCAGCAGCAGAUUAUGAAAAUGUUUCCAAGGCAAGGGAGAUCCCGACUUCAGGAGAUCCAAACGCCACCUACAUGGCUUUGCAACAACCCAUUCAGUCCACCUACGGUUAUCUCCAAGGCCAUUAACAAGCAUCUGACAGCUGAACCGCAGAGGGACUCGGGCUGUGUGGUGUGGCCUCGGCUGGGUGAAGGAAAACUGGAUGGAAUUCUCCACAGACAGACUCAUCGGACAUGUAACAGUUUAAGGCCCAGAGAUUAGAUUCAUUUUAUGUGUGGGAGAAAAAGAAUUUUAUCGGAAACAACAUUUGGGACAUUUGCCUCAGGAGAAACCUCCUGUCUUGAUGGGGGAGGGAGCAAGAACAGGGGUGUGAGAGGGAUCAGUUGUUAGAACAUGGAAGAUGGAACAGUACAGCACUGGACAGGCCAUUCGGCCCACAAUGUUGUGCUGAUCUUGAUGCCAGUGUAUACUAAAUGUCCUCCUCCUGUGUAUCAUCCACAUCCCUCCAUUCCCUUCAUAUUCAUGGGUCUGUCUAAAAGCCUCUUAAACUCCACCAAACUGCCUGCUUUCACUACUGCCCCUGGUCACCCAUUCCAGGCACCCACCACCCUCUGCGUAAAAAAGCCUGCCCCUCACGAUGCCUUUAAACUUCCCCCUCUAACCUUAAACGCAUGUCCUCUGGUGUUUGAUGUUUCUCCCCUGGGGUACGACCCUGACUAUUUACCCUUUCUACAGUGUGCCUCUCAUAAUUUUAAGAACCUCUAACAGGUCUCCCCUCAGCCUCCGACACUCUGGGGAGAACAAUUCAAGUUUGUCCAACCUCUCCUUAUAACUCAUACCCGCUAAUCCAGGCAGCAUCCUGGUGAACCUCUUCUGCGUCCUCUCCAGCACCUCCACAUCCGUCCUAUAACAGGGCGACCAGAACUGCACACAAUGCUCCAAGUGCAGUCUGACUGAAGUUUUGUACUGUUCAGGGGUGAUGUCGUCACACAACAGCCAGUGGGUGUGUGGACCUCCUGACAGUGAUUUGUAAACCACAGUGUGGUUCCCCAUUCAUGUGGUUCAUCAACCACAAGGCUGCUGUGAGCUUGACAACCUGUGGUACUUGCACACCUCCUGACUGUGUACUUCAUAACCUCGCAGGGGGCCUGGCUGUAGUGGUCUUUCCAAGGUCUUUCCUGUGAUUGUAUCCCACCCCACCACCAGCCCACCCAUCCAUGGACCUCCACACCUUCUGCUGCCCUUUGAAGUUCCCCCUCCUCACCCUUCUCCACAACAAUCCCCCAUUCAUAAAAAGUGCAGGGCAAGUGACAUCACAGGGAAGCUGUCAGAUCAUCAGUCAGGAAAGAUGAUCAGAUGUAGAGAUUUUGCAAUGAUUAUUUAAAAUUCCUCAAUUUAUCUUUCUGCUUUAAAAUAUUGCAUUGACUGUUUAAACUGUUUAGCUGCUUUAGUGUAGAAAUUGAAAGCUUCUAACAAGUUUGCAGCUUAAACUGUGAGACCAAGUUCAGAAGAUAAGGACUGGGCUGUCAGAGCAGCAAAUUAAUAACAAGCAAUCUGAAAGGGAACACAGAAGCAAUGCAAGAUUCUGUAGGUCAGGGUUGGACGGCUGAGACCUAUUGCCUGAAAUUGCUGUGCCGGGUGGGAAUGUUGGGAGGCUUCAUGUGUCCCUCGGAAAGGGCAGGAAUUUGGAAGGUGCUUGUCAAUCUCAAGCUGGGAUUCAGCUGUAGAGGAAGCAACGACAUGGUGAAGGAUUGCGGCCCAGAAUGGGUUUCUGGCACAGGGACACUGGAAUGCUGUGGCCCCAGGGGAUCCCACGGUGAGGGAGUCAGUCAGACAGUCCCACAGCCUGCAGAGUUUGAGUGCCACAUGUCACUGUGGUGAGGCCGUGAUGCAGAGUGUUCUGUGAACUUUAAUGGUGUAAUGUUUUAAAUAGAAUGCUUAAACAUACAUAAAAGUAAUUCUGGUGUCUUAAUAUCAUCACUGAUAUGGAGAAUUGUUUUAAAGAUUAUUAAAGGCUCA
Messenger RNA from Pristis pectinata (smalltooth sawfish), 3010 nucleotides. RefSeq lists its product as uncharacterized. The record is from RefSeq and is a predicted model, not a curated record. Gene Ontology annotation, molecular function: antigen binding; immunoglobulin receptor binding. NCBI's taxonomy places the organism in Eukaryota, Metazoa, Chordata, Chondrichthyes, Rhinopristiformes, Pristidae. Gene Ontology annotation, cellular component: blood microparticle; external side of plasma membrane; immunoglobulin complex, circulating. Gene Ontology annotation, biological process: innate immune response; phagocytosis, engulfment; B cell receptor signaling pathway. Bases 1 to 1119 code for a protein of 372 amino acids. The transcript is spliced from 7 exons.